CAUUAUCCUACCCACCCAACAGCUCGACGACGUUGCUGCUGCAACCAAACUCAAGAUGAGAGAAGAACGUCAAUACGGGCCCAGUAGGAGCGAGGCUACAGCUGGAAGCCCGCCCCCGGUCCCUGAUUGGCUGAUCUCCGUUUGUUGCUAUCUGCAUCUGUGAGGCCAUAUUUAUGCUUCUCUUGAAAGGAUCUCCCUCACGCUGUUCUUCUGUGCCUUCCAUAAAUAUUUCUGACUGUCCUUGAGGCUUGUUUGUUUCCUUCUGGUUCAUACAAAUUAUUACAGCAGAGCAACCAUGGAUCUUAAGACAGCAGUGUUCAAUGCAGCUCGUGAUGGUAAACUUCGCCUUCUUUCCAAGCUACUGGAAAACAAAGCAAAGGACGAAGUUGUGGUGUUGAUGUCAGAAAAAACAAAUGGAGCCACUCCUCUUUUAAUGGCAGCCAGGUAUGGACACCUGGAUAUGGUGGAUUACUUACUGGAUCAAUGUAGUGCAUCUGUUGAGAUUGGGGGCUCGGUUAAUUUUGAUGGUGAGACAAUAGAAGGUGCUCCACCUCUCUGGGCUGCCUCUGCUGCUGGGCACCUAAAGGUAGUCCGGUCACUACUCGAUCAUGGAGCCUCUGUGAACAAUACAACUCUUACCAACUCCACACCAUUGCGGGCAGCCUGCUUUGAUGGGCAUCUAGAGAUCGUCAGGUUCCUGGUAGAACACAAAGCUGAUUUGGAAGUAGCCAACCGCCACGGGCACACCUGUUUAAUGAUUUCUUGCUACAAGGGUCACAAAGAGAUUGCUCAGUUUCUCCUGGAGAAGGGCGCCGAUGUAAACAGGAAGAGUGUUAAAGGUAACACAGCCUUACACGACUGUGCUGAAUCUGGAAGUCUGGAAAUAAUGCAGAUGCUUCUGAAAUAUGGAGCCAGAAUGGAGAAGGAUGGCUAUUGCAUGACCCCACUACUUUCUGCCAGUGUCACUGGGCACACAAACAUUGUAGACUUCCUCACUCAGCACCCACAGACUAGCAAAAAUGAGCGAAUUAAUGCACUUGAACUACUGGGAGCAACAUUUGUGGAUAAGAAGAGAGACCUCUUGGGUGCCUUAAAGUACUGGAAGAGCGCUAUGGAUAUGCGAUACAGUGAUAGGACUAACAUUAUCAGCAAGCCUGAACCACAAACUUUGAUUAUGGCGUAUGAUUAUGCAAAGGAGGUAAAUACGGCUGAAGAGUUAGACAACCUCAUUGCUGAUCCAGAUGAGAUGAGAAUGCAAGCCCUUCUAAUUAGAGAACGCAUUUUGGGUCCAUCUCACCCAGAUACAUCGUACUACAUCAGGUACCGAGGGGCAGUCUACGCCGACUCUGGAAACUUUAAAAGAUGCAUCAAUUUGUGGAAGUAUGCCCUGGACAUGCAGCAGAAUAACUUGGAUCCGUUAAGUCCAAUGACUGCGAGCAGUUUGUUGUCUUUUGCAGAACUUUUUUCCUUCAUGCUUCAGGACCGGGCAAAAGGCCUGUUAGGAACGACGGUUACAUUCGAUGAUCUCAUGGGGAUACUGUGCAAAAGUGUCAUGGAAAUUGACAGAGCUGUGAAACAAACGGCACCACUUCCUGACCAAGUCCAGCUAAACAAGGCCCUCUCUAUUAUCUUGCACUUGAUCUGUUUGCUGGAAAAGGUACCGUGCAGCCCUGACCAAGAGCAUUUCAAAAAGCAGAAUAUUUAUAGGUUCCUUAAGCUGCAUCCCAAAGGAAAGAACAACUUCAGCCCCCUCCACCUGGCAGUAGACAAAAAUACGACGUGUGUUGGCCGUUAUCCCGUUUGCAAAUUUCCGUCAUUUCAAGUGACUGCCAUCUUACUGGAGUGUGGCGCAGACGUAAAUGUCCGAGACGCUGAGCAGAACAGCCCGUUGCACGUCGCUGCUCUUAACAAUCACCCGGAUAUCAUGAAUCUGCUCAUCAAAUUGGGAGCCCACUUCGACUCUACGAAUUCGCACAACCAAACCGCCUGUGAUUUACUGGAUGAGAAAGAAAUGGCAAAGAACUUGAUCCAGCCUAUCAACCACACUACCCUACAGUGUCUCGCCGCGCGCGUGAUCGUCAAACACAACAUACAGUACAAACAAGAAAUCCCCGAAAAGCUGGAAAGCUUUUUAUUGCUUCAUAGAUGAUGCUUUGCUGGGACCUCUAGUAUUCCCGAAGGACGUGCUCUAAUACUGUUGGUUUCUUACUCAAGCUCUUUUGACGUGGCACACUAACGCUUCAGCUCGUUUUCUCACAAUCUGAACGGCUCUGACAUCCGCAUCGAAAUCAACAUUUUAAGGAUUUGGUAUCCAGGUUUAUACAUAAAUUUACUAUGCUAUGUAACAUUUGUUUUUCUCUACCUGAUCUAAAAUUGCAGUUGCUACAUCUGGUCUCUCAAAUUCAUCUGCCAAAUUCCAUUAUUGUUUGGUUUGCAGGUUUUUUUUUCGCCUGUUGGUGGUAGGGGAAUAAGCAUUAUCAUCUGUAUGCCUGUGGAUUCUUUGCUUCUAUUUGUCUGUAGAUUCUAACGUGUAUGGUAAUCUCUGCUCUCGUUCUCUCUGACCCUUUCACUCAGUGUGUGUGAAUGGAUGUCUCUCUUUCGAUGGCCCAUCGCUAAAUUAUAAAAGCUUUAUGAACAUAAUGUUGCAAAUACCAUAAGUGCUUUAUCUCCUCUAUGCACUGGCUCAGACAUGACUGUUGUGUGUUUGCAUACUUCUAUGCACCAUUCUGAGAACCCAACUUAAAUGACGCUUCACUGAUUUGGUUCUUCUUCUUCCAAAAAAAAAUAACAAUUGCAUGGCCAUGUUUGGCACACUCUAUCCGCUUUAUCCUUUAUUUUGUAUGUUAUUCUCACACCACACAGGCUGUUUUUGUUUUUGCUUAUGUAUUCCCUUACUUUAGUAUGGAAACAAGAGAGGUUGUGUGCUUCAGCAACCUUCUUGUGCGGAGUGCCUCAUUUCUCUUUCACUCAGUACAUUAACAUUAAAGGAGAAUUCAACCCAUAAUAA
Messenger RNA from Xenopus laevis (African clawed frog), 3007 nucleotides. It is a transcript of the gene fem1c.S, whose product is annotated as fem-1 homolog c S homeolog. NCBI's taxonomy places the organism in Eukaryota, Metazoa, Chordata, Amphibia, Anura, Pipidae. Gene Ontology annotation, biological process: ubiquitin-dependent protein catabolic process. Gene Ontology annotation, cellular component: ubiquitin ligase complex; cytoplasm. The transcript is spliced from 3 exons. The record is from RefSeq and is a predicted model, not a curated record. Bases 296 to 2149 code for a protein of 617 amino acids.